AUGUCGCUGUCCGUCUAUAUCGGGCAUACCGGCCAGCGACUCUUCCUCGACGACACAGCCGUCUACGCGGAUGACAAGGCGCUGCGGCUAUGGAUCGCCCAGCAGACCGGCGUCCUCAAGGAGAACCUGAUCUUGCUAACGGGGCGUGGCAAGCAGGUCAAAGCACAGAAUCUUGCCACCGACGAUGAGAUCUUCGUCUUCGACGCGGGUCGUCUGAGCGCGAAGAGUGCAGGCGCAGAACCUACGAGUCCUACACCCACCGACUUCCAUCCCGGCACUGCGCCAGACGCGAUCGCGAAUCAGAAUGAUCUGCAAGCAUGGCAGAAUCUGUUCCGCCUGCGGAAGAGCUGGGCUAGUGGCCUGCUUAACGGGUGCGAAUCACGAGCCAAGCAGGUGGAGCGGUAUCAGGACGAACAAGCUAUUAUAGAGCGGAGCUUGGGUGUUGCUGUCGUAAGUCUGCAACAACAUGUCAAGAGCGCUGAGCAGAAAUACCUGGCGGCGGAGACGUGGGCGGAAGAGUUGUUGCAGGAGCAGGAUGCGCAUAUCGGCAAUUGGGAGCAGCACUUGGACGAUCUAAGGGCCGUGCCUGCGCGGGUCGAGUUCGGACGGUUUAUCCAGGGUGCGACACCGGCAAGUCGUAGGACUUCGCUUCAGGGCAACAUGACGACGCUGCAGGGUUUCGUGGAUUCUACGGCCAUGGCUAAAGCGGCGGGCGUGACUCGUUCGAUCAUGCAGGGUUUGGCAGAUCGUGUGGGCAACAUGCGCAAUGAACUAGACACCAUACAGAAAGACAGCGGGGAGCUGCUUCAAGCGGUAGAGCAAAUCGGUGGCAGAAGCCCGGCGCACAGCAGCCAAGAGCCGAGCCAGUUGUUCGAGGAAAUCAAGCUGGUGGCAACGAGAAUGGCCUCGGACUUCGAGCAUGUCCAGUCGUUGUCGCGUAACGCACAGUCAAUAAGCAGUGCUUCCAAACUAGCACUUCAAGCAACGCGUAAUCACAUACCAACGCUUGGCGAGUACUGCACCGAGAUGAACGACUUGGUGCAGCGCUCCAAGCAGCAAAAGGACACGGCCGCAGAGACAGCCAUGGAGCACAUGCGCACGCUUUCUCGAGUGGAAACCCGGCUUAAGGAUCUAGUUGACGAUGCGAAGAAUCUGGGCGUGUCAGAGGAUGACCAGCAGGUCUUUUCUACCGUAGCCGUCAUUUCACGUCUACCUUCCGUAUAUGGCCAACUGCUGGUGGAGUCCGUUCGGCGGCGUGAGUGGGCUGCGAAGAUGCGGCGCGACUCCGCAACGUUGCAAGAAGAGGUUGCGACCUACCAAGAAGAGGAGGACAAGCGACGGAAGAAGUGGGUACGUUCGGUCGAAGAUGUCGCGGAUGUCGGCGCCUUGCAAAGCAACGUGCUCGGCAUUGAAUUAAGUCUGCAGAAUGAGGGCGGGAGCUGGCCAACGGUCACUCGUGAGGAGUUGCAAGAGUAUCUCAAUUCAGUUUUGCGCGUCUAUGGACCUGGCGAGGUCACGGAGGAGCUGAACCAAGCGGUCAAGGACCUUGACAAGCCCACACGCAAGCAGAUCAAGCAUGCUCGAGCGUUCAAGAAUGGGAGCAUGCACGAGGCUGCAUUCGGCGACACGUCUUUGCUUCUGCGUGGCGACGAGCAGCACAAGGUUCUGCGGGAAAGCAAUGGGCGGCUUGAGGAAGACUUGCGAGCGCAGAAAAGCCGCCAGCGCCGUCUAUCAUCCACGGCGCAAGCACUUGAGGAUAAGAAGCUCGCCCGCCGCGUGGUGGAUCUCGAGGCUGAACUACAAGCCCACCGUGACGAAGCCGCGACACGCAAAAACUCUGAUGCGGAGACGCAGAAGCAAGUGGAAGAGGCUAUUUCCACAAAGAAAGACCUGAUGGAGAACAUGGAAGCCCAACAGCGUGAGUUCGCGAGCGAGCGUAGGAUCCUCGAGCGCGAGCUCGGCGAGGCCAAAGAAAGGGUUGAGGAGCUCGAGAAUGAUAUGGAUCGUCUGAUGGGCUCUCGGGAUGAUGAGCGAAGUGGCAUCGAUGUAAAGCUCGCAGCGUUGCAGGCGGAGGUCGCGAGGCUGAAGGAAGAUGCUUCGGGUCACGCUGCGUCGGCUGCUACAGAGCAAGCCGCCCGGAAUGCGUUGGAAAGGCAGUUAGCGUCGGUGGAGAGCGCGAGAGCAGCUGCUGUGGAGGAGGCCAGGCAGAUGCGGAUCGAGAAACAAAAGCAGCAGGAUGACCAUGCUGAGCAGUUGCAGUUGCUUGCCGCUGCACACAGUCAUCUUGUCUCCAGCGGACCGCCGGAAGGGCUUGCGGCGCUUGCUGCUGCGCUUGAGGAAUUGGCCAGAAAGUCUGCGGCGCAUGUCAAAGAUCUGGCCGACGCAGUUGCUUUCGCGAAGAGCGAGAACGAGAGUCUGUGGACGAGCAACGAACGACAGGCGAUAGAGCUUGCGAAAGUGGCUGAGAAGCAGAACGAGAGCGACGAGCACGUUCGGAGAACGCAAGAGUCGCUGGCAGCCGAGCAAGCGAAGGCUCACUCGCUUGAGCAACAGUUGCGCGAUGAGCAAGACCAGAUUCGCACGCUACGAGAGAAGUUUGCAGAAGGCGAGACCGGCUCUGAGGUGCUCCGUCAACGUGUCGCCGAAGAAGAGGCUCGCGCCGGCAAGCUCGCUUCUGAGCUCGCAGAGGCUAAGUCACACGUUAACAGCCUGGACAUUGAGCUCAUGCGUAUGCAGAAGAAGCACAAAGCGUACCAUACCUCGGCUGAGGCGGCCGUGGAGAGGCUUCAUAAGCGAGCUGAACGUGCAAAAGAAUUGAGCCAACGACUGUGGAGUCAGAACGCGCGUUUAAGAAGGCUGGUCGAGCAGUUUGGGCUCGCUCUAAGCUACUCCGAGGACGGCGCAAUGAUUAUCGAGCGGGCAUCAAAGAUGGCGGCGAGCACCACCAUAGCCGAUACCACACUACCUUCUGGUCCUGGUGACUUUAGCCGCACAGUGUCGCUCACCUCACCGCCGCCCACGCGCAAGUCCUCAGGCGCCGACCACACAGAGCUUCCAGAUAUCCACUGGACCGAUGCUCAAUCGCCCGAGGAUGAGAGCGCCAGGUUCGAAGCUUUCCUGGCCGCCAUUUCCCGCUUCAAUCUCGACUACUUUUGCGACCAGAUUCACAAGCGUCUCCGUGACUAUGAGUACACCGCCAAAAAGUACGCCAAAGAGUCCAAAGAAUCAACGAAGCGUGCCGAUGCGUACAAAGAGCGCAGUCUCAAACUCAAGUCCGAGUCGCACGCCAAGAUUGCAGUGCGGGACUUUAAGGAGGGCGACUUGGCGUUGUUCUUACCGACAAGGGGACAAGCGAAGGGUGCCUGGGCCGCGUUCAACGUGGGAUGUCCGCAUUACUUCUUGGCGGAGAGGGAAGGCAUGAGGUUGGGAAGUCGAGACUUCAUCGUGGCGCGAAUCCAGCGGGUGGAGCAGAAAGUGGUCGACCUCAGCCGCUCCAACACCACGGCCGCGACGACAGACGGUGGGAGCUCCAUCACUUCCAUGGACAAUAACGACAACCCGUUUGAUCUCUCCGACGGACUCACUUGGUGGAUGGUCCAUGCCAUCGAAGAACGUACAAUGGGCGGCAGCAGUGCCGGCAUCGCGCCAAGUACGCCUGGCCUGGGUAAAAGCACUGUCGCAGCCGCGAACGUAGAUGCUAAGGGCAGUAUACGGAUCAAGCGGAGCAGCAAGGGCGAAGAUGCCAGCAAAGUGCUGGGCAAGAGUCUGGACAGCAGGCGUAGCUCCUCGAAUAGCAAGAAGGGCGUUGUCGGUGCGCUGGUCCCGACCAUUGCCGGCGGCGGUGGAAGUCCGGUUGUGGGUGACGUGGCGGUAAGAUCCAGAAGUGAGAGUCAAGCUUCCCUAAGACCGCCACCAGGCGCUGGCGUCGGCGGUGGUGGGCUGGGCGUCAUCGAGGACAACAUUCACGACGACGCCCAGCCGCCGGCGGAACAGGUGCGGCAUGACCUUCUCUGGGGCCCUUGA
This is a messenger RNA of Baudoinia panamericana UAMH 10762, 4023 nucleotides long. RefSeq lists its product as uncharacterized. The transcript has 2 exons. Gene Ontology annotation, biological process: autophagy of peroxisome; positive regulation of protein phosphorylation; reticulophagy. Bases 1 to 4023 code for a protein of 1340 amino acids. Gene Ontology annotation, cellular component: phagophore assembly site membrane; extrinsic component of membrane; Atg1/ULK1 kinase complex. Lineage: Eukaryota; Fungi; Ascomycota; Dothideomycetes; Mycosphaerellales; Teratosphaeriaceae. The record is from RefSeq and is a predicted model, not a curated record. Gene Ontology annotation, molecular function: molecular adaptor activity; protein kinase binding.